AAGGUCAUUCCGUGAAAACUGAACGGGCAGUGGCGGUGAGUGGUUGAAUUUGAAGGCGGGUGAUGUGAUGGGCGAUGACAGAUCGUCGUUAAUCGUAAUGGCGAACAGAGAAAGAGAUCGAGAGCUUCUCAUUCCAGUCGCCGACUCCGUUAGCGAUGAACCCUCUUCCAAGCCUUCAACCCCUGCCUCUUCUUCUCAUCACUCCGGUCGUGAGACCUUUUACAAGGUUAUUAGGAGCUGGGCUUCAAAGAAGUUCAUGACUGGAUGUGUCAUCCUAUUUCCAAUAGCGAUCACUUUCUAUGUAACAUGGUGGUUUAUUCAUUUUGUGGAUGGCUUUUUCUCUCCAAUUUAUGCUCAACUUGGAAUUAACGUCUUUGGUCUUGGUUUUGUUACUUCCAUAACAUUCAUCUUCGUGGUUGGGGUGUUCAUGUCAUCAUGGUUGGGGGCAUCCAUUCUGGGCCUCGGAGAGUGGUUCAUCAAACGUAUGCCAUUUGUUCGUCAUAUCUACAAUGCCUCCAAGCAAAUUAGUGCCGCCAUAUCUCCAGAUCAGAACAAACAGGCAUUCAAGGAGGUGGCCAUCAUAAGGCAUCCACGUAUUGGUGAAUAUGCAUUUGGAUUCAUCACUUCAUCCGUUGUCCUUCAGAGUGAUAUAGGAGAGGAGGAGCUAUGCUGUGUUUAUGUUCCCACCAACCAUCUUUACAUUGGUGAUAUAUUCCUGGUCAAUUCCAAGGAUGUUAUUAGACCAAAUUUACCAGUUCGGGAAGGAAUUGAAAUUGUUGUGUCAGGAGGUAUGUCAAUGCCCCAGAUCCUCUCAACCCUGGAUUCAGGAAAUAUUCAAGUGGACAGAAGUAGGCCCGACAGACGCUGAGAGUGAAGACAUUUUAAUGUAGUGAUUUGUUUCACCGUCUCCUGUAUCAGUUUUUGUCAUCCUAAUGGCCUUGUGAUCAUAUUAGGAAUCUGCCAACGGGUUUUGGUUUUUUGAUGGUCGAGUGUUGGAUUCUGAUGGCAUUUGUAGCAUCCGUUUUCAUGUAAAAUAUACGUCCUUGGAAAAUAGUUGGUUUAUAUUACCAGUGAAAGGGGCUUUGGCAUUGGGUUGUGUUUUUCCCGAAAGUUAAUUUUACUUUUACCUUUUUGCUGUUA
Molecule: messenger RNA, 1140 nt
Organism: Cornus florida
Lineage: Eukaryota; Viridiplantae; Streptophyta; Magnoliopsida; Cornales; Cornaceae
Product: protein LIKE COV 1-like
Exons: 7
Coding region: 68-868 (266 amino acids)
Biological process (GO): stem vascular tissue pattern formation
Cellular component (GO): Golgi apparatus
Source: RefSeq, a predicted model, not a curated record